Protopolystoma xenopodis is the source of this 198-nucleotide messenger RNA. NCBI's taxonomy places the organism in Eukaryota, Metazoa, Platyhelminthes, Monogenea, Polystomatidea, Polystomatidae. The record is from the annotation of a GenBank genome assembly.
AUGCCUGAUAUAUUCAAGCAUUACAAUCAGAGCUUAGACGCUCUGCUAAAUGAAGCGGCCGUGUACGUGCUUCUAAGGCCGUUUGAGAAUUUACCAUGUCCACUGUCUGAUGUUGGGAAUCAUGACAACUACUAUCGCAGACAACUUCGGAUUAGGUGCGUUCUACUAAAUUGCCUUGACAACAAGACCAAGUUGUGA